AAAUGAUGUGUUCCUUCCUAAAAACCUACACGUUUAUGAACGUUCGAGCGCUGCUGUCAUCGAGAUUCCGAGAGACUGGCAUAGCACAGCAGUAAGGCGACAAGCAAUGAAUCCUGUUCAAUGCUCUCGAUCGUCCCCGCGCCCUUCGGCCGACAUCUUCAAGUUGCCUCAAGAACAUUGGAAUCUGUUUUUAAUGAUGAAUCACUUCAACCAGAUUCGAUGUCGGGCUGAGAUUUCGACGUAAAAUGUUGUGAAGAUCUUAGGAGAGAUACUGAUGAGUGGACUCUGGACGAAUCGAUUGAGGUGAUUUCUUUAUUCAGAAAGACUGGGAACAAGGGGACAGACAGAGGAGGUUUAAGCCUGUAAAGAUGGCAGCCGGAGUGAUACUUUUUCCAAUUAUCAUGCAGCUGGCCAUCAGUUCGGUCUCAUUGUCAGUGGAUGGCCUAGCCGUAGCUUCCUUUGAAGAGGAUGGCAACAAGCGACUUCCAAUUGUCAUAAGCACCUGGGCAUUCGUGGACGCAGUGCGAGCUGCCUGGGAAGUCGUAGAGGGAGGAGGUUCCCCGAUAGAUGCUGUGGUGGCUGGCUGCAGUACUUGCGAAAGGCUUCGCUGCGACGGAUCUGUCGGAUAUGGUGGUAGUCCUGACGAGAACGGAGAGACUACACUGGAUGCUAUGAUCAUGGAUGGGACAACAAUGGAUGUAGGGGCAGUGGGAGCUUUGCGUUCAGUGAGAGAUGCUAUUGGAGCCGCUCGUCUGGUGAUGGAUCACACCGAGCACACCUUGUUAGUUGGUGAUCAGGCAUCAGCUUUUGCGCUGUCAUUGGGACUUUCUGGGCCAGCAAAUUUGAGUACAGACGACUCCUUGGACUUGUGGUCGACAUGGCGUGACAAGAAGUGUCAACCAAAUUUUUGGCAGAAUGUGAUUCCUGAUCCGAGGUUUUCCUGCGGUCCUUACCACACUUGGAGACAAUCUAGUCGUCAUUCUCGCAUGGUGCAAGAAUGUGGAGAGCGAACAGCAGCCAGAGGGUCCAGUCAAAAGGGCAUCGGACCUGCAAAUCAUGACACUAUUUCCAUGGCCGUCAUCGAUAAAUCAGCCAAAAUUGCUGUGGGGACAUCUACGAAUGGAGCUACUUACAAAAUUCCUGGCAGAGUCGGCGAUGGCCCUAUAGUAGGAGCGUCAGGUUAUGCAGAUGACGAAGUAGGCGCUUGUGGUGCUACCGGUGACGGAGAUAUCAUGAUGCGGUUUCUCCCUUGUUAUCAGGUUGUAGAGAGCAUGAGAUUGGGCAGGAGCCCGGAGCAAGCGGCGGAGGAUGCUAUUGCAAGGAUUAAGAGGAAAUUCCCACUUUUCGUUGGAGCAUUGUUCGCAAUUGAUCGUCACGGCGUUCACGCUGGGGCUUGUAAUGGAUGGACCUUCCAGUAUGCAGUUCAAGGCCACGGCAUGGAGGAUGUGGAAAUUUACACUGUUAGACCUCAGUCGUGAACAUACUAUGGUACCUACCUGAACAAACGAAGUUUUCACCGCCACUAACAUGGGUUUAUGUUUUCGAUGUGAACAUUUCUUGUUCAGCUGUAAACGUUAAAAUAUAUCCAUUAUUAUAUCCAUUAUAUCCAUGCUCCUCAAUAAAAUAAGAUCUGUUUGAUCGGAGUUCCUCAUAGUUCUGGAACUUUAUGUAGAUCCUAUCGGGUACAUUCACUUUAAGCAUUCCGUGUGAUUCGCCAACUAGAAAGUAUGUAGAACACAACUGUAAGGAAUAUGAAAAAUAAGCUGAACAAAACUUGACCAUGGCAUGGCUCCAGAAAGCUGAGUUAUUGUUCCAAGCACUGUAUUUAAUCCCAUCU
Molecule: messenger RNA, 1837 nt
Organism: Marchantia polymorpha subsp. ruderalis
Lineage: Eukaryota; Viridiplantae; Streptophyta; Marchantiopsida; Marchantiales; Marchantiaceae
Source: the annotation of a GenBank genome assembly